Messenger RNA from Helicoverpa armigera (cotton bollworm), 3319 nucleotides. RefSeq lists its product as uncharacterized. Lineage: Eukaryota; Metazoa; Arthropoda; Insecta; Lepidoptera; Noctuidae. Gene Ontology annotation, molecular function: lipase activity. Bases 373 to 3171 code for a protein of 932 amino acids. The transcript is spliced from 14 exons. The record is from RefSeq and is a predicted model, not a curated record. Gene Ontology annotation, biological process: lipid catabolic process.
AUGAGACAAGAGCAUUGAUGUAACAGCUGUUGCGGCGCGGGGACGAUACUUUUCUCUCGAGUUUCUCCGGUCGGCGCGCGCGCAGUCGAACCUCCGCCGCGGGAAAACACGCGCGUCUUUACUUACUGUCCAUGUCCAUACCUCCCUUCACGCUCAACUAAGUUAUGAGCGAAAUUAUACGAUUAUAUUAAGAAAUUUGUGUGAAACCCCAGUUUAUAAAAGCGAGCAUUGUGUUUGUGUAAUUGAUAGGCGAUAGAAAGUUGGCUAACUUGUUGCCUGGGUGAACAAACGUAUAAACACCGUAUAUUUUACAAGUUGUGCACCAGUGCCGGUGGAUAACUGUAAGGCGGUCGUGAAUGCCGGGCCGCAUGGAUGGCGGCGCACGCCAGCCGCUCGCUAGCCGUUCUACUCACAGUACUGACGCUAGUUGUAGCCAAAUAUGCUGAGUUAGAGUCAUGGAGGGGCGCCGGGAGGCCGGCGACGGCGGCCCAGGAGGCCGAGGAUGAGAAACGAGACAUCGAACUGCUAGAAGCAGUCAAGGAGUCUAUGAAAGAAUGGGAGCAGAAGAGAGCUCGGACUAGGAGUAAACGAUCUCAAGGCAGCGUCUGCUAUGGAGAAUUCGGAUGUUUCGAGGAUGCUGGUCCUUUCGCGUACUUGGAGACGCUGCCCAGCUCACCGCAGGAGGUCGGCACACACUUCCUGCUCUAUUCUACUGUCAGCAGAGGAGACCAGCCACUCCUGGCUGUGUCAGCGAGCAACAUGUCUGCGGCAUGGGGCUGGGCAGCGAGGGCUUUCGAGCCCAACCGUCCCACCAGGGUGAUCGUCCACGGCUUCGGCUCCAACUGUGACAACGUGUGGGUCUACGAAAUGAGGUCGGCUUUAAUGGCUGUUGAAGAAUGCAACGUGGUCUGUGUAGAUUGGGAGGGUGGGGCUUCGAUGCCGAACUAUCUCCGAGCGGCUGCGAAUACUAGACUUGUUGGAAAACAGCUGGCUAUGUUGUUGCAAGGUUUCGCCAAGCAUAUAGAUUUGAGGUUCGAGGAUGUUCACUUGAUCGGUUUUAGUUUAGGCGCUCAUGUCGCUGGUUUUGCUGGCUCAGAAUUACGGAAUAUUAGUCGGAUAACAGGAUUAGACCCAGCGGGUCCUCUCUUCGAGUUCCAAGACCCCCGUGCUCGUUUGGACCGAUCUGAUGCCAAGUUCGUGGAUGUCAUACAUUCCAACGGCGAGACUCUGAUACUCGGCGGUCUCGGGGCUGCACAACCUUUAGGCCACGUCGACUUUUACCCCAACGGAGGAAGGGUGCAACAUGGAUGUUCAAACUUAUUCGUGGGUGCAGUAUCAGAUUUUGUCCUGCCAUGGGCGGCAGCGUCACCCGAAGGCCGCUCGCUGUGUAACCACAGGCGCGCCUACAAAUUCUUCACCGACUCAGUGUCACCCAAAUGUCACUUCCCGGCUUUCCCCUGCGCCGAUUACGACACCUUCCUCGAGGGCCGGUGCUUCCCCUGCGACGGGCAGCGACGAUGCGGGAACAUGGGUUACUACGCAGACCGGUCCUUGGGACGAGGCCAGCUUUAUUUGCUCACCAGAGAGGAAGAACCGUUUUGUGCUCAUCAAUACCACGUUUCGGUGUGGGCCGGCAGCGGAUCUGGAGACAAGGCCAACUUCGGCAGAGUGACGUUGACACUACACGGGGACUCUGGACUUAACGAGUCUUUUCCUAUGACCAAACGCGAGGACAUAGUGAACGGCAGCGCUCGCUUCACCCGCGUCCUCGUCCCGCACCCCGCACUGGGCGUGCCUCUCCGCGCCACGGUCCACUACGCAGGGUACUCCGGCUGGCUCAGUGCUAGCGCCAAGUCCAUACACAUACACAAACUUCUCAUCACUGAUAGCUUCUCUAAGACGUCUUCAUUCUGUAAGAAAGGAAUCCAGUUAUUGUCUGAAGAAUCAAUAGAAAUGCCACUCUAUCCAGGCGAUUGUGAAAUACAACAGGAUAACGAUUUAUUAAAUUCAACGAACAUCAACCACGACUACAUAAACAACAAACAAAAUACAACGAAAGAAGAGGCAAACGCUAUCGAUCCUGUUGACAACGAACUGCCCGAGGAGUCGCCUCAGCGUCCCUUCACACUUGUGGACACCUACGAGUGGACGGGAGGCGAGAACACCGGUCGAGCAUUCGGCAUGACCAACACCAAGACUGCUCCCAGUGGCGCCAUCGAGAUCGCCGAACCAGUGCUACGACCACGUCUUCGAAAGACACCUCGACAGCGAGCCGACUCCCCCGACGAACAAGAAAUAUCUGAACCCUUACUGAGAGCAACCCGUCCACCAAGAACGACAACAUUACCUCCGAUACGAAAAGCUAAGAACUACGACAUGUCCACCACUCCCACUUACGAAACCGCCACGUGGGGUGAGAGGGCAGAAAAAGAAGAAACUGGAUUUGUCGUACAAUUCCUACCUUCAAGGCUGGCAUCAUUCAUCUCGAGGGCCGAGAGAUACGCCAGGGAUACUUUACUACCUCUAGUGUCAGCCUAUGCACCGCGCUUGCCAAUAUUCGGUUCCCGAGAGGUACCGAAACCAACUGCGAGGUUUAUUCCCACCGAGGAUGUGAAUGUCACAAGUUCUGUGCCAGUGCCAACACCUACUUUGGAGAUGAAGAUUGAGACAUUACGGACGGUAGGACCGCCGGGGACCAAGCGCGAUUUUGAGUCUCCUGAGGACCCGGAGAUCCCGGUGACGACGACAACGACCACUACUACAACUACGAGUACAACCACUACGCCAUCGACCACCACAACGGAUAGAAUCCGAGCGUCACCCACAGAGAUGCUCAAAAUAGUUCCCGCACCAUCCGCGUCCACCAGUACAGCACUACCGCCCGUAGCGAUAAAAAGUGAUGGUGAGAAGAUUGUCAUCGUGUACCCAAGCAACGCGAGAGACGAGAGGAAGAUCCGCUCCCAUUCCUACCCUGAGGAGAUGCAGUUCGAAGCUCUGUACCGGCACACGGGGUCGCCGACGGACUUGCACGUAGACCUACCUACGUUCACGCCGCCGACCACGACGCUGGCGCCCUCUACCACGUCAAAACCCAAGAGUGAAGCGAGAUACAUUCCAGUAGGCUACGUCAAACCAGGAGACGAAGUAGAUACUAUGUCUAAACCUACGUAGAACAUUUUGAGACUGCCUUCAUUUUGUAAAUAGAACAAGAUUAGUAUUUUUGUACAUAAAUAAUUAAAUAACAAAAAAAUACGUACAUUUAGUGAGUACUUGAAAAAAAAAGUUGUUUUCUCCUGUUGUUAAUUAUUGAAAAUGCCUG